Molecule: messenger RNA, 2079 nt
Organism: Penicillium verhagenii
Lineage: Eukaryota; Fungi; Ascomycota; Eurotiomycetes; Eurotiales; Aspergillaceae
Product: WD40 repeat domain-containing protein
Exons: 1
Coding region: 1-2079 (692 amino acids)
Molecular function (GO): protein binding
Source: RefSeq, a predicted model, not a curated record
AUGAAACCCGCCAUUGAAGCUUGGAAUCCAUGCCUCGAAACACUCGAAGGGCACAAAGCUGCGAUUGAGUCAUUGCAAUGGGCACCAAAUGGAGUAUCGCUUAAGUCAGUUGGGUCAGAUGGUGUUAUAAAGAUCUGGGACCUGGCAGGCAGUCGCUGCGUGUCGUCUCUUGAUGGGGGUGGUGGAUGGAACACAUGCACAGCUUGGUCAGACGAUAGUGCAUACAUAGCUACGACUUCGCGUAGCCUCAAGAUACAGAUCUGGGACCCAAACACCGGUCAAUGCUUAAUAAGUCUACUUGGACAUGAUUCUGCCGUCAAAGCUGUCUUUUGGUCACAAGACACAAUGCGACUUGUCUCGGUCUCUGGAGAAUGUGGAAAAUCACCAUUGACUAUCAAAGUCUGGGAUCGGCAAAAAGGAAAAUGCCUGAUGACCAUCAAAGAGGGUGGCGACGACAUGGAUCAUUGCAUCAUUCUCCCCUCUCAUGACGGGAAAAGCCUCGUGUCCGUUUCAAGUCAUGGUAUAUCCAAGACUUGGGAGAUCUUCACUGACCAUAUAUUGAGCUCUCGGAAUAUUUACAGUCCGAGGAGCUCUAUGAGCCUCUUUUCUCGGGAUGGCAUGAGUAUAAUUUAUUCAGAUUGGAUGUCUAGCAGAAUAAAUAUUCUGGGAAGAUCCGGCGAGGAGUGCAUCACAGCUCUCGAUACCAACAAAAGCUUUCUCAUUGUAUGCCUUGCACUUUCAUACGACGGCAUACGGCUUGCCUCGGGGUCAGCCGAUGGCCUUAUCGAGAUCUGGGAUUUGACCACGAAUAAGUCUAUAACAACGCUUGAGGGGCAUUCCGGUUUCAUUAAAACUAUGGUAUGGCUCAAGGAUGGAAGAAUUGCGUCCGGGUCGAACGACAGAACUAUCAAGAUAUGGAAUCCAUCUACUCGUCAAUGUCUUUCGACCUUGAAAGGCCAUGGAGGCACAGUGCGCUCACUGCUAUUAUCAGCCGACGAGAAACGAAUCCUAUCUGCGAGUCAAUACGAGUCGAACGUCAAAAUCUGGGACCUCAACUCGUCGGUUGGUUUUGAAGAACAUAGUCAGUACGUGGAAGGCAUCGUUUGGUCAGAUGAUGGAAGAUACCUUGCUUCGCAUGCAAACAUGGAGACCAAAAUUUGGGAUCCGUUGACCGGAGAGUGUUUGUCAACUAUUGAAUGCCGCAGUGGCACUUUCGCAAAGAUUUGUUGGUCACCGAGUGGAAAACUCGCAUCAAUAUCUUCUGAUGGUACCCUCGAAGUCUGGGAAGUGUUGACUGGGCAUUGUUACACAAGAAUAGAAUCCGUUGAGCCGACGGCUUGGCCGGUUUGGUCAAAAGACGGAGAACGACUGAUGUCAGCCUCAUACGACAACUUCAUCAACACAUGGAAUGCAAACACCGGUCAGCACUUGUCUACUGUGAAAGCAGAGAGAAUUGGACAUGGAGUGACAUGGUCGCAUGAUGCAACAAUGUUUGCCUCUGUGGCAGAGAAUUGGAGCAUCAUGAUUCAAGAUCAAUAUACUGGUAACUGUAUUUUACAUCUUAAGGGACAUUCGGGUCCGGAAGUUGACAAAAUUCCUUUGAUGGUAAGACGGCUUCCUAUCAUGACUUGGUCACGCGAUGGAACGAAACUUGCCUCUGCAAUGGGGCCAACCAUCAAGAUCUGGGAUGUUACAACUGGGCAGUGCAUCUUGGCUCUUGAACUUGAUGAUGAUCCUCGAACGUUCCAUUUCAAUUUCCCUCGAGGCCCUUUGUUCGGUGAAACAGACCCCGGCUAUCUUCACACGACAAUGGGCUCCUUCAGUAUUGAGCCGUAUGUGGAUUCCACAACAGACACAUCGACACAACUUGUUUGUUCUCCACAACCGGUUGGAUUCGGUAUCAAUUGGUCUUGGUCUUCAAUUACUCGCAACGGAGUUGAUAUAUUGGAAUUACCACGUGACUAUCGAGCCGAUGGCACCAAAUCAAUUGCAAUAUCAGGCAGUACCGUGGUGCUUGGUUGUGUGACAGGGCGAGUUUUCAUACUGAGAUUCUCAAAGGACGUUCCUCUCGAGCAUUAG